Molecule: messenger RNA, 1291 nt
Organism: Dichomitus squalens LYAD-421 SS1
Lineage: Eukaryota; Fungi; Basidiomycota; Agaricomycetes; Polyporales; Polyporaceae
Product: pyridoxal phosphate-dependent enzyme beta subunit
Exons: 6
Coding region: 89-1189 (366 amino acids)
Cellular component (GO): cytoplasm
Molecular function (GO): cysteine synthase activity
Source: RefSeq, a predicted model, not a curated record
GCUGCUUUCAAUUCGGAAUUCAGUUCAGGGUGCGGCGUAUAUCUGCGCAGGCUGCGUCCUCCCUCCCACCACUACUACUAAGGCUUCUAUGACUAUAUCGCGGUCUGUGUCUGCGGCGCUGGGGUUGAGGGUACAUGCGAAGCCGCUUACGCGCGCCUUCCCGUCUCGCCCGGUUGAUGGCUUCGUCGGUGCUAUAGGAAAUACUCCUCUGAUCCGCUUGGAGAAGCUUUCGCGGCAGACCGGAUGCAACAUUAUCGCGAAGAGCGAGCUGCAGAAUCCUGGCGGGAGCGUGAAGGAUCGUGCAGCCCUGGGAGUCAUUCAGAAUGCCGAGGCGCAGGGUCUGUUGAAGCCUGGAGGGACUGUUGUGGAGGGUACUGCAGGGAACACUGGUAUCGGUCUCGCGCAUGUAUGCAGAGCACGGGGAUACCACUGUGUGAUCUUCAUGCCCAACACUCAGAGUCAAGAAAAGAUCGACCUCCUCCGCAUGCUGGGCGCGGAGGUCUUCCCCGUACCCGCAGUCGCGUACGAAGACCCAAAGAACUACAAUCACCAGGCGCGGGACUACGCCGAGACCCUGCACAACGCGAUUUGGACGGACCAGUUCGACAACACCGCCAACGCCGAGGCACACUACCACUCUACGGGCCCCGAGAUCUGGGAACAGACGCAGGGCGAUGUUGACGCGUUCGUGUGCGCGACUGGGACGGGGGGCACGCUCGCAGGCGUCGGGCGCGCGCUGAAGGAGAAGAGCGACGGAAGGACACAGAUUUGGCUUGCGGACCCCCCAGGAAGCGUGUUGCACAGUUAUGUGACGAGCGGGGGGAAGCUGAAGGAGCGGAGCGGGGGCUCGAUUACUGAGGGUAUCGGACAGGGACGCAUCACGAACAACCUGGGCACAUUUGUGAAGCAGCUGGAUGGCGCCCUGCACAUACCGGACGAGAAGAGCAUCGCGAUGUUGUAUGACCUCUUGGAUACGGAGGGCUUGUAUCUCGGCGCGAGUUCAGCGUUGAACGUGGUUGCCGCGGUAGAGUUGGCGCAGAAGCUUGGUCCCGGCAAAACUAUCGCUACCAUCCUCUGUGACGGUGCCUACCGCUAUCAGAGCCGAUUGUUCUCGAAGGCAUGGUUGAGGGCUAAGGGCCUUGAGGACGCUAUCCCCGAGCACUUGAAGAAAUAUGCUGUAUUAGACUAGAAUGAUGCGAUUCUUGUUGAGGCUAUUUCAUUGCCCUCAUUGGUAGCUAAUAUUGAAGAUAUUAUUAAGCAAGUACAUGUGAUGAUAUGAGCACCAGUCACA